Pseudophryne corroboree (corroboree frog) is the source of this 3929-nucleotide messenger RNA. It is a transcript of the gene WNT5A, whose product is annotated as Wnt family member 5A. NCBI's taxonomy places the organism in Eukaryota, Metazoa, Chordata, Amphibia, Anura, Myobatrachidae. The record is from RefSeq and is a predicted model, not a curated record. The transcript is spliced from 5 exons. Gene Ontology annotation, molecular function: frizzled binding; cytokine activity. Bases 732 to 1874 code for a protein of 380 amino acids. Gene Ontology annotation, cellular component: extracellular region. Gene Ontology annotation, biological process: multicellular organism development; neuron differentiation; cell fate commitment.
GGCCGCCGCACUGCGCAUGCGCACACCCUGAGUUAUCCCGGCUCUGGCCGCUGCCUGUAGCCAGUAGUGAGAGCAGGAGGCAGAGAGGGAACCGGAGCAGCAGCAGCAGCAGUGCCGGGCGCAUCAUCCAUAGCGGGACCCGGGCUCCUCCAUCUCCCAAGCACGGAUCAUAGCCAGCCCCCUGACCAUUGCUGGAGUGUGUGCCCCGCUAAUCACCCCUGGAUUGGGGUCCCGUCUCUCUCAUCUGAUCCGGGCUUGUGUUCUUGUCUCUCCCGAUUGCAGCCCCCUGCCCCUGUGCCGGGUGAUGGACUGGGAGCAGCGCACACGCUGACAUACACCCGAGUGGGGCCAGGAGAGGCUGUGUGCUACCUGAGGGCGCUCACCGCUUAUUCCAGGGGAUUUACUGGAAGCCUUCUGCGGGGUCUGGGACUGUCAGUGCGGAAUACCCACCUCCCAAACCUGCCCCCUUUCUCACUGCCAGCAGCUGGCGCAACAUCCCCCCGGCAGGAGAGGGGUACACACAGGAUCUGCUAUUGGGGUACAGGGUGGCUCUAGCGCUUGUAGUCCAGAAGGAGCCCGAAUUAACCACUUGUUGGAGCUGCACUUCCCCAGGGAUUACACCCGGACCCUCUCCCCUGAUUUACGGGGUCUCCCAAUAACUGGGGCGCACACUUGCAUUUUGGAUUUAUUCUCACUCGGAUUAUCAAGUUGUCCCGCACCGCAGCUAUAACAUGGGGAAGAAAUCCUUUGGACUCUUAAUUACAUCAGGAGGUUUUGGGGUAACCGGGAGAGCGAUGAUUUCCAACUAUCUUCUGGUUCUCCUCCUUGCCCUGUCCUGUAUCUCUCAUGUGAUGGUGGACGCAAGUUCAUGGUGGUCACUGGCAAUGAACCCUGUCCAGCUCCCAGAGGUGUACAUUAUUGGGGCGCAGCCCCUCUGCAGCCAGCUCUCCGGGCUCUCUCAGGGGCAGAAGAAGCUGUGUCAGCUCUAUCAGGACCACAUGCAAUAUAUCGGGGAGGGAGCAAAGACUGGGAUCAAGGAAUGCCAGUACCAGUUCAGGCACAGGAGGUGGAACUGCAGCACAGUGGACAACACUUCAGUGUUUGGUAGAGUUAUGCAGAUCGGGAGCAGAGAGACUGCAUUCACUUAUGCAAUCAGCGCUGCAGGAGUAGUGAAUGCAGUGAGCCGAGCGUGCAGAGAGGGGGAGCUCUCAACCUGCGGCUGCAGCCGGGCAGCACGGCCUAAGGAUCUACCCCGGGACUGGUUGUGGGGUGGCUGCGGGGAUAAUCUAGAUUAUGGCUACAGAUUUGCCAAGGAAUUUGUGGAUGCCAGGGAACGAGAAAAAAUCUACCAAAAAGGAUCAUAUGACAGUGCCAGGACUCUGAUGAAUCUGCACAACAAUGAGGCUGGAAGAAGGGCUGUAAGUACUUUGGCGGAUGUUGCCUGCAAAUGCCAUGGAGUAUCUGGCUCAUGUAGUUUGAAGACGUGUUGGCUACAACUAGCCGACUUCCGCAAGGUGGGAGACCUUUUAAAGGAGAAAUACGAUAGUGCGGCAGCAAUGAAACUCAACAGCCGAGGGAAGCUGGUGCAGGUGAACAACAAGUUCAAUUCCCCCACCACGAACGAUCUGGUUUACAUCGACCCAAGUCCGGAUUAUUGUGUUCGCAAUGAAAGUACUGGGUCUUUAGGGACCCAGGGAAGGCUGUGCAAUAAGACGUCAGAGGGCAUGGAUGGCUGUGAGCUUAUGUGCUGCGGAAGGGGUUAUGAUCAGUUUAAAACAGUACAGACUGAGAGAUGCCACUGCAAAUUUCACUGGUGCUGUUACGUGAAAUGCAAGAAAUGCACCGAGAUUGUUGACCAGUUUGUAUGCAAGUAAGACACAAAGCGAAUGACUAUGAACGAUAUUAAAUAUCUGCUUUAAUUUAUAGAGGUCACUUAGGAGUUGCAAGCAGACAGCAACUGGAUCCAUUUCUAUCCUAUCACUACCGCUCUCCGAGGAAAAAAAAGAAAAGAAUACGUAAUGAAAAAAGAAAUGAACUGAAAAUAUUUAUUUACAGAAAUAAAGACUUUUUAAAAGUAUAUAAUUAGAUAAACUAUGUCCGAAGUGCACGGGAAAUAGAACAUGUAUAGUAGGUAAAGACAAGUUUAUAUGAAUGAGAGAGUGAAACCCAACAUAUGGAUGAACACAGACAAGUUUUUUUUUUUUUUACAUUUGUGUUUGUUUUAAAGGUUGUGUUUAGUGGUUUGUGAAGAGCUCACUCCUAAAAUGCUCCAAAGUCUGCCCAUUAUAGGCAGAAGUUUCUUAUUCUCUGGUGACAUUAUAUUUUCAUACUAGGAACUACUAUUCAUUGUGUGGUACCUCUUGAGAUCAUGGAAUUGCACUUUGUCUUGCGCAUAAAGUCUUAUGUUCAGUUUCAAAUGUUCAUACUCCUGAACAGACAAGCUACCAAUAAUUUUUUUUACACAAAUCAUAUUUUGACAAAAAAACACAAACCAAAGUAUUCCUCCUACUCGCCACACUUCCACUAUUCUUAAAAAGAAUAAAUAAAGUUUGCUAAUUAAUAGAAGAAAAACAAAAUUAGUGAAAAAAAUCACCUGUUUAGUUGGGUCAUCUUGAUUUUGUAACUUUUCCAGUCUUCAAGUUAAAUAUGUCAUCUGUCUGACCCUGAUACACAGCUGCACAUAACUUAAAUAUUUUUUAAAAUUCAUAUCUCUUACUGUAUUUAGAUUAAGAUAUUUAAAGUUCCACAUUUUUUUAUGAGCUAAAGCCAUUUUAAUAAUGCAAAAUCAUACUAUGCAGUUUUUAAGAAAUCAUACUUUACAUAAUAUUAAUACUAUACACUAAACUUUACAUACAAUAUGAUUACAUUUAUGGGAAAUUGUGGUCUAAUGUUUUCUAUUUCAAAGCUUUUGUGACUAUAUGUAUAUAUCCCUAAAUACUGCCUGUAAUUAAAUGUAUGUAUUUAUUUACACAUUUAUUUAGGUGACUUUUCCUUUAUUUUUUUAUUUCAAAUCAACAAAUUGAAUCUUAUUUUAAAAAUCUUUUUCGACAUUUUGUAUGGGUAUAAAUUACAGAAUCUUUCUUAUUGGUGUCAGGUUUCAAAGGGGUUGUUCUGAAAACUUUUUAAAGCACAUAUUGAUAAAUGGUUCAUGGGCUGUAAGAUAAAUCAGAGAAUCAGAGGUACUAAGGGUGGGUUUCACUAUAUAUAAUGCACUUGAAGCCAUUUUUUUUCCACAAUAUCCUUACCUUCAUUUGUAAGGGAAUUACUAACAUGAAUUUUUACUAAACUCCAAAAAAUAACCCAGAUUUUUUUAAAUAAAAUAUCCCCAAAAAACCUUGUAAAAAUCUUAUUUAAAAUAUAAAACUUUUUUAAUUCAAAUAUUUUUGAAGUCACACAACAGAAUUUGUUUUCCAAUACAUUACAGCUGUUAAGAUAUAUAUAUUUUUUAUAAAUAAUUCACACUUCCAUGCCAUAUUGUAAAAUUAUUGUUACUAUCGAUUUGAUUCCCUUACAGUGGUUGAAAUAUCUUAAUUUAUUAUACAUGCAUAACAUACUGUUUUUAGAAAAUUACAAGAAUGAUAAAUUACAGUAAGCACUAAAUUAAAUAUUUUGGAUUUAUUAUGCAAAAUCUAUUUUUAUAUAUUUUUUUGACAGCAAGAUUUUUUUUCUUGAAUGAUUUGUUUUAAGGACAAAGCAAAUUUACCAAACCAGACUAUACAUUUGAGUUAUUUAAUGUAAGAUAUUUUACUUGUCAUCAAGAAAUGUAAAUCUGUUUUUUUUCUGUGUGUUGUACAUGUAAUGUACAUAUUUUGCAGCCCUACAUGAUUUGUAUAUUUCUAUGGCUUAAAAAGGAUUCCAACAAAAGGUACAUGGCAUAUGCCACAAAGAAAGACAGAUUACAAAAUAAAAAGUUGGUUUGUUAUUAUAAA